Molecule: messenger RNA, 2190 nt
Organism: Penicillium canariense
Lineage: Eukaryota; Fungi; Ascomycota; Eurotiomycetes; Eurotiales; Aspergillaceae
Product: putative forkhead transcription factor Fkh1/2
Exons: 2
Coding region: 1-2190 (729 amino acids)
Biological process (GO): regulation of transcription by RNA polymerase II
Molecular function (GO): DNA-binding transcription factor activity, RNA polymerase II-specific; RNA polymerase II cis-regulatory region sequence-specific DNA binding; protein binding
Source: RefSeq, a predicted model, not a curated record
AUGCCGCUGUCAAAUCGCCGUCGCGCGCGGCGCAAGGAAAUCCAACUGCAGGAAACCUCCGAUGCAGAGGCGCCAGACUCGUCACCCAGUCGCCCAUCUGCAAAGAAGCGCAAGGACCAAGAAAGGCUGAGACUAGAAUUCCCAAUCCCACAGGUUGACCGCCGCACCUCCCCCUCUCGAGGCGCCGUCAAGGCCGAGGACUCCGGCAAUGAAGCCGAGGAUUCGCAAGGCGACCAUGACCAGUCGACGCACCAGGAUACUGUCGACCUGGUCAUUUCGUAUCUGAACACCCCGCGCGAGGAACUGCGCGUCUCGCGCGACCACUCUAACACCAAGACUGAGAACAAGCAGAGUAUCCAAGCAUAUGCCAAGAUUGCCGGCCGCAACUGGACCUAUUACGUCAAGACGCUGCAUGUCAAUAUCGGCCGUGAACCAGAUCGCGAGCAGAGGUCAACCGAGCAGUCCAGUCCCGUUACCAUUGCUGCUCGUGCGCUCCCCGACGUACAUGUUGAUUUGGGCCCCAGCAAGUUUGUUUCCCGUUUGCAUGCGGAGAUCUUUUACGACGGGGAAGAGACGCCUGCCUGGCAUAUUCGGGUCAAUGGCCGUAACGGGGUCCGGCUGAACAACGCCAUUCUGAAGCGCGGCGCUGAUGCCAUUCUCCAUUGUGGCGAUAUCAUCGAGGUGGCCAACUGUCAAAUGAUGUUCGUGACGCCCGGCGACGACGCCAAUAUUCAACCCAGCUUCAUCGAGCGCGCCCAGCGCAUUGCCAGUGGCCAAGAGCCGGACCCGGCCACACAAGCAUGGGAUGCUUCGCAGCAUGCGCACCCCUCGGCGUCGCAAGCCACCGAACCUGCGCGGCCAUCUUCGUCUGGUGGCCCCUCACUGGCUCCUGCGCCUCAGUUCUUGAAGCGCCAGGUCACACCCCCACCGCGGUCGCCCGACACCGCUGGCCAACGGACGGCCAAGCAGUCGCCGCUCUACAACCGAGGCAUGAUGAUGGAGAGUACCGAAGAGAUCGACUACAGCCAGGACUCGGCCAAGGACCUGAAGCCGCCGUACAGCUAUGCCAAUCUCAUCGCGCAGGCUAUUUUCUCCAGUGAGGAGGAGAAGCUCACUCUGAACAGCAUUUACAACUGGAUCAAGGAUCGUUACGCUUUCUACCGUCACUCCCAAAGCGGCUGGCAGAACUCUAUCCGCCAUAACUUGUCAUUGAAUAAGGCGUUCCAAAAGGUGCCACGACGGACCGACGAGCCAGGAAAGGGUAUGAAGUGGCAGAUCGCCGCUGAGCACCGUGAGGAAUAUCGCAAGAAGCAGAUGCGCAAGGGCACGCAGUCCUCUGCGCCGUCGUCCCCUGCUACCAAGGAUCCUCCGUCUUCAGCCCGGGGAACACAUAUUGCGUCGCUGGACACCUCGUUCUCGGCCACGGCCAAGAAGUCCCCUCCGGUCUCAUCUCCCGGAUUCAGCUCGUUCCCCGUGGCUCCUGUGGAGGCAUACACCCCCGAGCGAGGAUCUCGCGCCGGCCGCGGAGUCGGCUCCGACCAUCCGCUGCGGCACAUGAACCCGCGCGACUAUGACGAGCCAUCUCCCUUACCUGCGCGCGCCCACAAAAGCAGCAACAAUCCCAGCACCAGCCAUGUGCAGCACAGCAGCAACAACCUCAGCCGCGCGUACGGACUCUCGGACAACGUAGCCGGGUCGCCGCCUGUGCUGUCCUCCUCGUACUACGACGAAGGUCCCUCAUCCAUGAUCACACCCGCUCCCCAGCGCCAACAACCCCGCCUGCCACCCCCGAGCACGGCGCAGAUUCCAUCCAAGUUUAUGCCAAUGAGCUCCCCCGCGCAGUUCUGGAAAUUCGCCGACAUUGGCAGCACGCCAGCCCGCCCUGUGCCGGAUAUGAGUCCGCUCAAGGGCGAGCCCGACGACCGGAUCAUCGGUGGAUUCCCGAGCAGUAGUCCGCCUCCGCCGAACCUGGCAAGUCCAAGCAAGCCCGGGACAUCGAACGGUCUCGGCUCGAGCCGGACUUUGCCUCCGCUGCAGUCUGAUGGGGGGGAUCUGGGGGAUAAUGGUGUGCGCCAGGAGGAGCGGCUAAACGAGGAGGAAGAGGAUCGUGGAGGUGGCUUUGACUUGGCUCGGUAUGUAUCUACACCUGCACCUGCACCUUCGCUCCUUUGUUUUGAAGUGAAGCAGUGA